UGUUAAAAGUACCUAAAGUAAUAAUUUUGUUUUGGAGAUUAAUAAUGAGACCUUAUUGAUGAAAUAUGAUCGGUUAUUGUAGACGUGUAACCCCUUGAUGGCAUUUGGCUACCGUUCUGCUCCUCAGAUGCCUGAAAGGAGCAUCUGAUCCAUGAUGAAGUUCGUAGUCCUCGCCCUCGCUGUCUUGCUGGCAGGCUGCCAAGCCCAAUUCCUGUGGGACGAACCGCCGCCGCAGCUGCAGCACGUGAAGUCUGAGCUCCAGUUUUACGCAGAUCAGCUGAAGCAGGGGGCGUACAAGGCCCUCACUCACCUCGACGACACCGAAUUCAAAGACUACAAGGAAUUCCUGGGCCUGUAUGUGGACAACCUCCACCGCUACUUUCAGAACGGCAUCCAAGCCAUCAGCCCACUCGCCACCCAUCUGAUGGAGCACACUAAAGACAAGCGUGAGAAGCUGAACAAGGAAGUGGAGGACCUGCGCAAGAAGAUCGAGCCCAAGCACAAGGAGCUCAGGCAGGUGCUGGAGAAGCACUUCCAGGAGUACAGUGACGAGCUGAAGCCUUUACUGGAGGAGUACCUGACCAAGCAGCGCAAACUCAUGGAGGAGGUGAGGACCAAGCUAGAGCAUCUGGUCAAGAGUUUGAAGGAGAAGAUUGGAACCAACUGGGAGGAGACCAAGUCCAAGCUGUUGCCCAUCGUGGAGGCUGUGCGCAAGAAGGUGAUGGAGUUACUCCUGUGCCUGAAGAAUCAGCUGGAGCCCUACAUCGAGGAGUAUAGGGAUCAAAUAGAGAAGGGAGUGUUGAAGUUCCGCAAGAGCGUGAAAUCUGGAGAACUGAGGAAAAAGAUGAACGAGUUGGGUGAGGAGGUGAAGCCUCACUUCCAGGCAAUUUUCACAGCUGUCCAAAAGGCUGUGGAGAAGGAGUAAACCAACCCUUUUUUACACCUUCCCUUCACCUCGCCACCGAGUACCAAGACCUCGAGCCGUCAUCAUCCGGAAGGCUUUUCUCCAAGUGUAACUGACCUUCGCUGAAGCACACACACUCACACAUGCUGACAAUACACUCACAUGCACUUUUGACAAAUUCCCACAACUACAGGACUUGCAUUGGCUCUAAUGGGCAAAUACAGCUAAGAAUUAAAGAACACUAAAUCCUGUUCAUUCAAAAAUGCCUAGCAAAAAUCUUUUGUUAAGCUGCUUUUUGUUAAAAACUGAUUUUCAAUGUUCGAUGAAAUAAAAUAAUAAAAAAUAAUAAAAAU
This is a messenger RNA of Sinocyclocheilus rhinocerous, 1257 nucleotides long. RefSeq names its product apolipoprotein A-I-2-like. Gene Ontology annotation, biological process: cholesterol efflux; phospholipid efflux; lipoprotein metabolic process. Gene Ontology annotation, cellular component: extracellular vesicle; very-low-density lipoprotein particle; chylomicron. The coding region runs from base 152 to 925 and encodes 257 amino acids. Gene Ontology annotation, molecular function: phospholipid binding; cholesterol transfer activity; phosphatidylcholine-sterol O-acyltransferase activator activity. The transcript has 4 exons. Lineage: Eukaryota; Metazoa; Chordata; Actinopteri; Cypriniformes; Cyprinidae. The record is from RefSeq and is a predicted model, not a curated record.